AUGCCAUUAGCCAGCCAGCUCGUAAUCUACCCUCCGCCUGGGAGGCUGGGAGAGGCUUCCCUGAGAGCACAGUCUAAAGCUUUUAGAUUCUGCCACCUCCUGGUCCAACACAGAGUUGGGAACAAAGCGGAGGGGAGGCAGAAGGCUGACACUGAGACUCUGGCAGGUGUAGUUCUGGCUAAUGGAGACCGAUGGAGGAUUUUCCGACGCUUCUGCCUGACCAUCCUUCAGGACUUCGGGAUGGGAAGGCGGAGCAUUGAGGAGCAGAUCCAGGAGGAGAUCAGCUUUCUACUGGAGGAAUUUCGUAAGGCCAAUGGUAUGGAUCUCUAUGACAUGUAUUCUGGAAUCAUGCAGUAUUUGCCAGGAAGACACAAUCGCAUCUACCACUUGGUAGAGGAGCUCAAGGACUUCAUUGCCUCUAGGGUCAAGGUCAACGAGGAAUCCCUCGACCCACAGAACCCUCGGGACUUCAUUGACUGCUUCCUCGUCAGGAUGCACCAGGAGAAAAAUAACGCCCACACGGAAUUCAACCUCAAGAACUUGGUCAUCACCACCCUCAACCUCUUCUUUGCUGGCACAGACUCAGUGAGCGGGACCCUCUACUAUGGGUUCCUGUUGCUAAUGAAGCAUCCUGAGGUGGAAGCCAAGAUCUGUGAAGAGAUUAACCAUGUGAUAGGACCACACCGAGUCCCAAGUAUGGAUGACCGAGUCCAGAUGCCCUACACAGACGCUGUGAUCCAUGAGAUACAGAGAGUGAUCGCACCCCUGGGAUAUCCCCACAGUGUCACUCAGGACACUCAUUUCCGAGACUACCUUCUGCCCAAGGGCACUGAUGUGUUUCGCCUGCUUGGCUCAGUCCUCAAAGACCCCAAAUACUUCUGCUACCCAAAUGCCUUCUAUCCCCAGCACUUCUUGGAUGAGCAGAGCCGCUUCAAGAAGAAUGAAGCCUUUGUGCCUUUUUCUUCUGGAAAGCGCAUCUGCCUGGGCGAGGCCAUGGCCCGCAUGGAACUCUUCCUCUACUUGACCUCCAUCCUUCAGAACUUCUCCCUACACCCGCUGGUGCCUCCUGCUGACAUCGAUAUCACCCCCAAGAUCUCAGGCUUUGGCAACAUCCCCCCAACCUAUGAGCUCUGCCUGGUGCCCCGCUGA
Molecule: messenger RNA, 1149 nt
Organism: Miniopterus natalensis
Lineage: Eukaryota; Metazoa; Chordata; Mammalia; Chiroptera; Miniopteridae
Source: RefSeq, a predicted model, not a curated record